Molecule: messenger RNA, 1527 nt
Organism: Dermacentor albipictus
Lineage: Eukaryota; Metazoa; Arthropoda; Arachnida; Ixodida; Ixodidae
Source: RefSeq, a predicted model, not a curated record
GCAACCAACGAAGCUGACCACUGGCAGGCGUGGUGGGUUGUCGACGGGGCGCCGGCAGCCCAUCAACGAGGCGCCCCUUCUGCUCCACCGGGCGUCGAUGGGCCCCGCUUUGUGAACAGUGCCUGGUGUCUUAUCAGCGAUCCAUCAUAGCAUAUGCAAAGCGGAAACUGAAGCUUUGUUUCAAGGUGGUCAAGACCGCAGCUACUGUGCAGAAGCCAAGGUACCUACAUGCAGAAGCUCCCACGUCGUGCAGGCGUCCGUGAAGAAUGGAGGCCAUCAACGUCACCAACAGCAGCGACAACCUGGUGUCCGUGCGGCAUGACGCUUUGUCGAGGCUGCUCAACGUUUUCCUGUCGGUGCACCUACACUCGGGAGACAUCAACACGUCCGCCCAAGGGUGGCUCGAGAAGGAACCAAAUGACACGCUCCGACUGUUGGCGACGGUCAACGACUCGUCCUCCUCGAUGGCGCCAUGGCCUUCUUCUCCCUCCGCCGUACCAGUAGAGUUUGGCGCGCCCGUGCUGGUAGCGACAGCGGCGCCCCGCGAAGAUGUCGAGUUGCUGCUGUCGGUGAUGUUGACCACCGCGUGCGUCUUAAUCUGCUUCCUCCUCUUGCUGGCCAUCAAGUGCUGCGCCAAUCUGUGCUGCAUUGACUUGCUCUACUGCAUCGCCCACUGCGGACGCCGACCACCCACAGCGAAGCCAGACCCAAAGUCCACAGAGCCCGUCGUUGUGCGAUUGCUGCCAGAUCGCGCCUCAUUGGAGCGGCUUCUGCGCGAUGAGGACAGGACUAAGAAGGAGGCGGAUGCUUCACGCAUCGAAAAGAAGAUGUUCUACUUGCACAGCGUGUGAAACACGGCGGCCGGGCAUUGAGGAUCGCGCAACCGGAACGGAGGGACAGCGCUAAGCUGCGGCACGAAGGCGAUUUUCACAAAAGUGCUGUGCGCAAAACCAUUUACCGGCUGCCAGCCCAAUAUGUGGUUCCUUUCGAUGCCAAAUUUAUUCCAGAGAUAGCCAGCUCACUUUGCUUGGCGAAAAAAAAAAUGUUUGGAAGAGACGGGACAGUACCAGAAAUAACCAUGAAAUAACGGAGCUGGCAUGCUAACUGCAAGGCUAAGCAACUUGUUGACGCACUAAUGCUGUAUUUCUUGUGUUGUGAUAAUUACGAUGUGAUGUAUUCUGCAUGCCUUGCAGAAAUUCGUGCAUAUACAUUCUCGGGCGGUGUAAAUUAACGUCGAUAAAUCUACAUCACCGAUUACCUUAGUCGCGAUAGAUUUGUGGAGGCAUGUGAAAUGGCUUACAGACCACGUAGCGGUUUCCGAAAAUAUGAAAGGAAGGCGAAAUAUUCAAUAUGUGAUAGAAAGCAAUACAAGCAACUAAGAUGAAGAGCACCGAUUUAUUUACUGAUAUGUCAUUUAUUCGACUAAGACACAGGAACACUUACAGGUUUCACUUAUUAUAUGGUGAAAUAUGCAAUUUAUGCCUAACAAUGUCUCAAAUGUAUGCAAUAAAGCAUGCGAUUACCGCA